Messenger RNA from Oppiella nova, 690 nucleotides. The record is from the annotation of a GenBank genome assembly. NCBI's taxonomy places the organism in Eukaryota, Metazoa, Arthropoda, Arachnida, Sarcoptiformes, Oppiidae.
AUGUCGGACUCGGAUAUAGUGAUCAGUGGAAUGAGUGGUCGGUUCCCACUGUCGGACACCACCGAUGAGUUCGCGAAGAAUCUGUUCGAUGGCAUCGAUAUGGUUACCGAAGGAGACUCCCAUUGGCCUAAAGAUUUAUACGACAUGUCCGGCCGAAUGGGACGUAUCGUAGAGUUUGACAGAUUUGACGCCCAAUUCUUUGGUAUGACGGAGAGUAUGGCCCAUAAGUAUAGCCCUCAACUGCAUAUGCUGUUAGAGUCGACCUACGAGGCCAUUGUGGACGCAGGCAUAAACCCGGAUAGUCUGAGAGGCAGUAGGACUGGGGUAUAUUGCGGUGUCAUUAUGUACGCUAAGUGCGAUGGGUAUCAGGAGUACGCACAGCCCGACCACAGGGCCAGUCUCAACGAUACGAUGAUGGAGUCCAUCAACGGCGCCAAAGCCUUCUACGCGGCCCGCAUGGCCUUUGCCUUUGACUUCAAGGGCCCGGCUAUUAUCGUGGACACCGCCUGUUCAUCCAGUUUGAGUGCAUUUGCAAUGGCCGUCAAUGAUAUGAGAUUAGGGCAAAUCGAUUACGCUAUAGUGUGCGGCACUCACAUGAACUUAGAGCCGAUGAUCUAUCAGUUACAACAGGAGUUAGGCUUUUGUUCGCCGAGAGGUAUAUCCGCCGUAUUGGACGAGUCGGCCGANUGA